UGAAAAGCCACCCAACCUUCUAUAAAAAAGAUUGUUUGACUUGUCAUGACGAUAACAUCUAGUAAGGAAUCUGAACAUUGCUCUUUUACAGGACUGAAGCAGUGAGGAUGGAGCCCACGAAGAUCAACAUGUCCCGCGUGGCCCUGGUCAACGGCGGCAUCGACGGCGCCAUGCUCAAGGCGCACAAACCGCGCGUCAUGUCCAAGAGCGGCCACAGCAACGUCAGGAUCGACAAAGUCGACGGCAUCUACCUGCUCUACCUGCAGGACCUGUGGACCACGGUCAUCGACAUGAAGUGGAGGUACAAACUCACCCUGUUUGCUGCUACUUUCGUCAUGACCUGGUUCCUCUUCGGGGUGAUCUACUACGCCAUCGCCUUCCUUCACGGUGACCUGGAGAUGAACAAGUUCUCCCCGAAGCGGGAGCCGUGCGUGAAGAACGUGGAUUCCCUGACUGGGGCGUUCCUCUUCUCCCUGGAGUCCCAGACAACCAUUGGCUAUGGAUUUCGUUUCAUCACCGAGGAAUGUCCCCACGCUAUCUUCUUGCUUGUGGCCCAGCUGGUCAUCACCACCCUGAUUGAGAUCUUCAUCACAGGUACCUUCCUGGCCAAGAUCGCCAGGCCAAAGAAAAGGGCAGAGACCAUUAAAUUCAGCCACUGUGCUGUCAUCACCAAACACAAUGGGGAGCUUUGCCUGGUGAUCAGAGUGGCAAAUAUGAGGAAGAGCCUCCUGAUACAGUGUCAGCUCUCUGGGAAGCUUCUCCAGACCUAUGAAACCAAAGAAGGGGAGAGGAUUCUGCUGAACCAAGCCAGUGUCAAGUUCAACGUUGACUCCUCUUCGGAGAGCCCAUUUCUCAUUCUGCCUUUAACCUUCUACCACAUUUUGGAUGAAAGCAGCCCUCUGAGAGACCUCACACCUCAAAACCUCAAGGAGAAGGACUUUGAGCUUGUGGUGCUCCUGAAUGCCACGGUGGAGUCCACCAGUGCUGUCUGCCAGAGCAGGACUUCCUACGUCCCCGAGGAGAUCCACUGGGGCUACGAGUUCGUGCCUGUGGUUUCCCUCUCCCCAAAUGGAAAGUACGUGGCGGAUUUCAGUCAGUUUGAGAAGAUCAGGAGAAGCACAGAUUCUACUUUUUACAGUGUGGACUCUGAAAAGCAAAAGCUGGAGGAGAAAUACAGGCAGGAGGACCAAAGAGAGAGGGAACUGAGAACAAUGUUGUUACAGCAGAGUAAUGUUUGAUUGGAUGGACAAAGUAUUCUGAAUAAUCCUUUUUCUGCAAACUGAAAAAAGAACAUACUUUCUGUGCUGUAUGUCUGCUGUGAAACCAGAAGUGAAGCCCUUUUCAGGAUUAUUUCCUUUUCAGUCCUAUUUCAGCAAAUAGCUUUGGUGUACAGUAAAUCGACCCCUUUGGCUAAGUUGUUAAUCAAGUAUUUUGUAAUUAGGCAGGAUUUCUUUGUUCCUGAUCGUGACUUAGCAAAAUUGGGUUUGUGUUAAACCUCUGCCUGAUGCCACCACUGGAAGCAGACACGCCACUUUCCGUUUGGAAAGUGAAACUGGACUCCCUGUGCUGAUUCCCUCAAAUAUUUAUUUGACGUGGUUUUACUGUGAACAUGCAGGGGCAGCACACAGCACUGCUAGAGGAAAACGUGCUCCUUUGAAACAUGUACCUUUAAAAUGUAAAUUCUCCUACCAGGGAUCACCUGCGUGGGGAUUCCUGCCACUGAAAGUAAGUUGAUUGAAGAGACAGAUGGUUGGAUGUGGGAAGAGCUGCAGGGAGGGGUUAAACUCCUUAAAUCUGGAAGGAAUGUGACAGAGCAGUGCUGGGUGGUGGGGAGGAACACUCACUCUCUGUCUCUGCUGCUCAGAGCUCGUUCUGUGAUUGUUUUGGGAUCACUCACUUUUUUUAACCUUGCUAAUGCCUGAUUUAUAUCUGAUAGCAAAAGGGGGAGAUGAGGGCAGGAAACACACAGGAUCACAACAGUAAUCACCUAGGGUUGUAGCUGGCUUUGAGACACCUGGUUUUUAUCCAAUGUAAAUAGUUUGUAACAGCAGCAUAACAAUACAAUUCUACACAUUGCUUGCUUUGCUCCGGACCGUAUUUAAUUUUGGUUAAAAGAA
Camarhynchus parvulus is the source of this 2117-nucleotide messenger RNA. It is a transcript of the gene KCNJ15, whose product is annotated as potassium inwardly rectifying channel subfamily J member 15. The coding region runs from base 108 to 1238 and encodes 376 amino acids. Gene Ontology annotation, cellular component: plasma membrane. Gene Ontology annotation, molecular function: inward rectifier potassium channel activity. Gene Ontology annotation, biological process: potassium ion import across plasma membrane; regulation of monoatomic ion transmembrane transport. The transcript has 2 exons. NCBI's taxonomy places the organism in Eukaryota, Metazoa, Chordata, Aves, Passeriformes, Thraupidae. The record is from RefSeq and is a predicted model, not a curated record.